Molecule: messenger RNA, 573 nt
Organism: Stegodyphus dumicola
Lineage: Eukaryota; Metazoa; Arthropoda; Arachnida; Araneae; Eresidae
Product: speckle-type POZ protein-like
Molecular function (GO): protein binding
Source: RefSeq, a predicted model, not a curated record
AUGGAAAAACAAGACGACGAUAAAUUUACAUUUACCUGGACUAUUGAAAACUUCAGCAUGUGCCAUCAUUCGAAGGUAGAAUGUCUUUUCAGCCCAGAAUUCGCCCUGAAUUCUUUACCUGGUAUGAAAUGGAUUAUACAGUUAUAUCCGAGGGGUGUUUUAGAUGAAGACUGCAUAAUCUUCUUUCUCAGCAGAACUGAUAAUAUUCUGGAAAACUGUAAAAUAAGUUAUAGAUUCGAAGUGCUAGACUGCAUCGAAAAAUUGUUUUUUAGCCUUGAUGAAGAAACUAGCAUAUUUGAAUGCAAGCUCUUCUCAAAUCCCCACUGUCUUCAAAGGAAACUUCCUUUUCCAUCAUUGGUAAAUGACAUUCUCAUCAUCAAGUGCACUUUGAAACCAGUAUGUGAGCCUAACGAAGAAGCGGGUAUGUUUCCAGUUCUUUACGAAAAUCGAUUGUUCACAGAUGUCGUUUUACGGACGAAUGACUCAGCUUUCAAAGUGCAUAAAGGAAUUUUGUACGCGAGGUGUUCUAAACUGGUGGAAACACUUGAAGCAAAAGGUGACUGCGAUUGUUAA